AUGGCCGAGACGGUGAAGUACGUGGACGAGGAACACAAAAACGUCUUCCUGAAGUUGCUGAACGAACAGCGUCUGGAGGGCGAGCACUGCGACAUCGCCGUGGUGGUGGAAGACGUCAAGUUCCGCGCUCACCGCUGCGUCCUGGCCGCCUGCUCCAACUACUUCAAAAAACUCUUCAAAAAACACGAGGUGGACAAUUCGUCCGUCAUCGAGAUCGACUUUAUCCGUUCGGACAUCUUCGAAGAGGUCUUGAACUACAUGUACACGGCCAAGAUCUCGGUCAAGAAGAGAGACAUCAACCUGAUGAUGUCGUCGGGACAAAUCUUGGGGAUUCGCUUCUUGGACAAACUCUGUUCACAGAAACGAGAAGACGCGCCGUCCGAGGAAAAAGACAAGUUUCCUUUCGACAUCGUGAAGAUGGCGCUCCCUCCUGAGGCUCAGCUGGUGGCGGACGCCGAGGUCGGCGUUCUCGGGGAGCACGAGGACACGCCGGCCGCAGACGACCUGGUCGGGGCCACGGCCAGUCAGGAGCUUGAGAAAUCUCCCAACGCGGCGCUGCGUGAGCAAGAAGCCAUUCUGAAGGAACUAGCCAACGAGCACGUCCACAAGGUGGCCUGCUACGACCAAGACGUGGUGCCGGACAUGGAGACGGAACCCAAAGAUCUGGGGGCGGAGCACCACGCCACCCAGACGCUCACCUUCGACAGCAUGGGAGAGGUGAAAGACGAGCAGCCGCCCGGUUGGGCCGCCGCCGACAUGAAGUUCGAGUAUCUUCUCUACGGGCACCGGGACCAGCUGGCCUGUCACGUGUGCGCCAAGACCUUUUUGGACGAAUCCCGACUCAGGAAGCACGAGAAGCUCCAUUCGGCCGAGCGACCCUUCGCCUGCGAGAUCUGCGCCAAAGCUUUCACCACCCACGCUCACCUCAAAGAACACCUGAAGAUCCACACGGGCUUCAAGCCGUACCGAUGCGACGUUUGCGGCAAAUCCUUCAUCCGGGCUCCGGACCUGAAGAAACACGAGCGGGUCCACAGCAACGAGCGACCGUUCGCCUGCCAGAUGUGCGACAAGGCUUUUAAACACAAGUCUCACCUGAAAGAUCACGAGAGGAGGCACAGAGGAGAAAAACCUUUCGUCUGCGCGUCGUGCACCAAGGCCUUUGCCAAGGCGUCGGAUCUGAAACGCCACGAAAACAACAUGCACAGCGAGAGGAAGUUGGGGAAUCCUCUUCAGAGCGACACGGAAGCCCUGCAGGCCGCCGCCAUGGCCGCCGAGGAGUCGCACAUGGACGGCAUGGCUUGCUCCUAA
Nerophis lumbriciformis (worm pipefish) is the source of this 1308-nucleotide messenger RNA. Lineage: Eukaryota; Metazoa; Chordata; Actinopteri; Syngnathiformes; Syngnathidae. The record is from RefSeq and is a predicted model, not a curated record.